Salvia hispanica is the source of this 1135-nucleotide messenger RNA. RefSeq lists its product as uncharacterized. NCBI's taxonomy places the organism in Eukaryota, Viridiplantae, Streptophyta, Magnoliopsida, Lamiales, Lamiaceae. The record is from RefSeq and is a predicted model, not a curated record.
UCAAUUUACAGUUUGUUUUUGAAGAAUGGGGAAGAAGAAAGGUGAAGAAAACCAUAAAUCCGAGGAGCCGAAAGAGGGCUUCAAUUUGCUCGGCAAGCCUAAGUUCAAGAAGCUCGAAAACGGCCGCUUCAAAUGCGUGGAGACCGGCCAUGAGCUUCCUGCCCACGCCAGAGAAGCCUACGCUGUGUCCAAGCACUGUCGGCUUGGCCUCAUUAAUGCCGCCCUCGCUCGCAGCAAACCUCCGCUCAAUAUGUUCCGACAGGACCCCCUUUCCAGCUGUGUAUCUGUUUGGAAUAGAGUUCAGCUCAGAAGUUCUAAAUUAGAGUGCAAAUUGACUGGGCUUUCGAUUAAUAAAUCGGAGGAGCAUAUAUGGAAGCAUAUGAGUGGGAAACGAUUUCUCAACAUGCUAGAGAAAUUUGAGUCCGAGAAAGAAAUUCCGAAUGGGGUGGAGGGAAAUCCGGAUGAUGAUAAAGAGGGAACAAAAACAAAGAAGAACGAAGAUGGGAGUUUGAAGAAGGAGAAGAAUAAGAAGAAGAAAAAGAAGGAAAAGAAGAAAAAGAAUAAGAAAGAGGAGAAAAAUGUUGAUGAGAUUGUAAAUGAAGUGAGGGAUUCUGCAGGCAAGAGUAGUGAUUCAGAAGAAGAUAACUUUUGGAUGCCUCCAGAAGGAGAACGAUGGGACCAGGAUGACGGGGGCGAUAGAUGGAGCGACGGUUCGGAAUCAGCACCAGAGGAUGAUGAUGAUGUUCAAGAAGAUGCUGGAGAUGAAGAGGCUGAGCACGAAGCUAGCGAACUAUCCAAUGGGACCAAGCGAAUGUCGCUUGAAACCGAUCCCGAUACCGAUCCAACAUGCAGUGCCCCAAAGACGAAGAAAAGAAAGACGAAAGCAUGCUAGCAAUAGAGUGAGUGAGAUUUUAUUCAGUUUCAAAGUAGGCAGAAGGGGGGAUCUUCCUCGUUUCCGUUUACUUUUUAUGGGUGGGAAAUCAGUUUUCUUUUCUUUAUACACAUGGGCGAUGUGGUUUGUUUACUUUGAAGGAAAAAAUCAAUCUUGAAAAGCUUAUAGUAGCAUUGUUCAUUUGAAGUAGUUAAGUUAUGAAUGAUCAGUACCUUUGAUAGAUAUAUUCAGGAUUUAAGCUUA